AUGUACCCCAACAACACCCGCACGGUCGGAGUACAUGAGUACAUGUACUGGUACCUGGUAACGGCACCUGUAAUGGUGUCGCAUCGAGGCAUCGCCCUCGCCGACAACAACCUCCUGAGAAGAGACCAGGGCAGCCAGCACUCACCCGUUACGUCCCGGAUUAGCAACCUGUCGAGCCGUGGGGGUGGUGGAAUGGAGCUUCCGGGCUUGGUAUUCAUUGGAGAUCGAGAGUUGCUGAGCCCCUGCGAACCGUGUGAUGUGGCAAAAAUAUCCUCGCCACCCAACGAAAACCUUCAAGAGCAGCUGCGUAUGCUGAAGGCCUGCCAGAAGGCGUACGGAGGCAUUGGCAUUGCUGCCUGUCAGGUUGGAUGGAGAACAAGGAUCUUUUGCAUGGGAAUUGAUGUGGAUGAUGAGGCAGCCAGAGCACGAUAUCCAGAUGCCAAGCCGUUUCCUCAUCAGUUCUGGGUCAAUCCUUCCAUCACUCCACAUAUGGAACAGGGGACGAGUUGGUUCUGGGAAGGCUGUCUUUCCGUACCAGGAAUGAGGGGAUGGGUGGAGCGCCCCAACGCCGUGCACAUGCAAGGAUGGAACGAAAAUGGAGAACCCAUCGAGGCUGAAUUGGAUGGGCUUCCCGCUCGAGUGGCACAACAUGAAUAUGAUCACCUGGACGGAGUUUUGUUUCCGGAUAGAGCCUUGGCAGGCACACUACUUCCCGUGAGAGCGUUUGAAGAUGACAGACAAGACAAAUGGCCAGAAAACUGGCCAACACCUGGUGCACGAAAGACAAAGCCAGGUGGUUUUUCCGAGGUGAAAUAA
Molecule: messenger RNA, 816 nt
Organism: Seminavis robusta
Lineage: Eukaryota; Bacillariophyta; Bacillariophyceae; Naviculales; Naviculaceae
Source: the annotation of a GenBank genome assembly